This is a messenger RNA of Fundulus heteroclitus (mummichog), 12255 nucleotides long. It is a transcript of the gene mtcl2, whose product is annotated as suppressor of glucose, autophagy associated 1. NCBI's taxonomy places the organism in Eukaryota, Metazoa, Chordata, Actinopteri, Cyprinodontiformes, Fundulidae. The transcript has 24 exons. Gene Ontology annotation, biological process: regulation of autophagy. Bases 355 to 6060 code for a protein of 1901 amino acids. The record is from RefSeq and is a predicted model, not a curated record.
CGUAUCCACAGCGCUUCCCUCCCCUCAGACACAGUUGCUCUGAGCAGGAAACCGGUUCUCUGCGCAAUGAUCCUCGCAACGAAAUCCUAAAGAAAGGACAGCACGACAACAAAGCGGACUACUUUGGAAAUCUGCUCUACAUCUUGGACUGCAGUUUGCAUUUCUGCAGGGGUUUGGACUCGUCCUCCUCCGCUCCGUCCUGUUGCUCUGCACGCUCUCCCCCUUGGAGCUGGAGGACUGCUCCUCCUUUUGUGUUGCUCUGCGGUCGUUUGUUCAACUUCUAACCCCCCGGUUCAGCACAGAGGCGCCGGGGGUUGUUUUCUGCCUUUUCUUGCGUCGCCCUAAACGGAAUGAAUGACAAAAACAAAGGAGGUUGAUGUCCAUACUCCUCCGACUCACCUCGCCUUCGCCUCGCCCAAGGAACGGAGACUCCAUCUCCGGCAGAAGAUGGAAAGCGGAGGCGGGACGCAGAGCUCGGACGGCGGCCAGGCGCAGCACGCGGUGCCCGGUCAGCCGCAGCAGCCCCACCGGGCUGAAGCGGCCGAGAAGAAGAAGAAGAUCAACCGGGCGCCGUCUCCGGCGAGGCCGAAGGAUGUGCCCGGGUGGUCGCUCACGAAGAUCCGCGGCGGGAUCGGGACCACGAGCCUGAGCGUCAAGCCCGGGGCGAUCCAUCUGGGCAGCCGCGUUUCCAGGCGCAGUCCCGUGGGCAGCCUCGCCGGGAAGGACGGCAAAGCCGACAGAGCGGGCGGUAAGACGGCUGGAAAAUCCUCCCUCCUGUCCAAGACCUCGGCGUCCAAAACGCCGAAGAGCACCGGCGGCCGGAGGAAGGUGUCGGACGCCAGCACGGCAUCCGAAGACCUGUCGAAGGACUCCGGGUGCGCCGCGGGGAAGCUCUCCCCGACAGACAGCAGCUCCGAGCUGUCGGACUGCGCCUCCGAGGAGAACAAGCUGUCAGCGGAUGCCGGGAGCAGCGACGCCGAGUCGAGGAGCAGCCGCGGUCCGGAAGGAGAGAACGGCGCGUCGGCGGACAGAGCUGGUCAGCGGGCUGCCGCCAGGAACGCCUGCGCCUCCGCCGAGAGAGACGAGAAGGAUCGGCUCUCUCUGAGCGUGGAGACCGGGGAGGAGAGCAUUUCACCGGGCGAGGAGCGGUCGAACAUCUCGUUUGACAGCAGGGUGCCCGCCAGCACGUCCCUGGCUUUCUCGGACCUCACGGAGGAGUUCACUGACGGCAUGCAUGAGGAGUACCUCAGGGAAAUAGAAGAGCUGAGAUCUGAAAACGAUUACCUCAAAGAUGAGAUGGAGGAGCUGAGGUCUGAGAUGCUGGAAAUGAGGGACAUGUACAUGGAGGACGAUGUUUACCAGCUGCAGGAGCUGCGCCAACAACUGGAGCAGGCAAAUAAAACCUGCCGUAUCCUGCAGUACCGACUGAGGAAGGCAGAGCGGCGCUCUCUCCGCGUGGCCCAAACAGGGCAGGUGGAUGGAGAGUUGAUAAGGACACUGGAGCAAGAUGUAAAAGUGGCGAAGGACGUCUCCAUUCGAAUCCAUAGCCAGCUGGACAGCGUGGAGAAGAAGAGGAGUCGUCUGGAGCACGAAAACGAAGAGCUCAGAGUCCGGCUGCAGGACCUGGAGGUCGCCAAACAAGUCCUGCAGCAGGAGCUUGACAAGAACUCCCAGAAGAAAAGAGGAGCACGGACCAGCAACAAACCAGACAAGAAGCCCGCUCCACAGGAGGACAAUUCGGACCUGAAGUGUCAGCUCCACUUUGCCAAAGAGGAGUCUGCCCUGAUGUGCAAGAAGUUGACCAAGUUGGUGAAGGACGGCGAGGCCAUGAAGGAAGAGCUGGCCAAGUACAGGUCGCUAUACGGAGACGUCAACUCCUCGCUCACCGUGGAGGAGGUUGCUGACUCCCCGCACACUCGAGAAGCUGAGGUCAGAGUUCACCUAAAGCUAGUGGAGGAGGAGGCCAACCUGCUGAGUCGACGCAUCGUGGAGCUGGAGGUAGAGAACAGGGGACUCCGAGCCGAGAUGGACGAAAUGAAGUGCGCUCAAGAUGGGCCCCAAGAACUUUCUGUUGGUGGUGGUCCAGGGGGAGGGCUUGGCCUCACAGGAGGGGCUGUGGUGCUUGGUGGAGUGGCCUCCUCUGAAAAUGUCAUGGAGCUCCAGAGACACCUGCAGUUUGUGGAGGAGGAAGCUGAGCUGCUGAGAAGGUCUCUGAUUGAGAUGGAGGAGCAGAACAAACUGCUGAUGAAUGAGAUAAAUCGUUAUAAAUCUGAACUCCCACCUGCAACAUCGGCACUAUCCUCCGAGUCUUUGAUGUCUCUGACGGACGGGCUGCUGAACGACAGCCACUCACACUCAGUGCAGGACGGGGCGGUGCUUAUCAGCACCGACACGCCGACUCCUGAAGAGGAGCUGAGACUGGCGAGGCUUCAGAUUGGAGAGAUGAGUGGGAAAGUGAAGAAACUGCAAUAUGAGAACCGUGUGCUCCUGUCCAACCUGCAGCGCUGUGAUCUCGCCUCCUAUCAUGCCCCCUCUUCUUCUUCCUCCUCCUCCUCAUUAAGACUGGCUUUAGAGACAGAUGCGGAGGCAGGAGACUCAGCUGAGUGCCUUCCGCUCAGCCCACCUCAUCGCAAAGAGCCAGUGGGUGGGGAGAAUGAUGCCAUCGACAUGGAUGAGCAGAAAAAAAAGGUCGAGGACAACGCUGACGCAACCACUUCACCCGCUGGGUGCUUGGGGCAGAAGGACGGCGAUGCCUUGUUGGCCAUGAGGGACCAGGCUAGUUUGGUUUCCACUGCGAUACAGCUGCUGACCUCCCCCGAGUCCAACUGCCUGUCCUCGUCCUCCUCUCCUUCGUUGUAUCACAAGGUCUGCAGCAACGAGGCGGCAGAGGCGUGUGACCUGGAGAAACCGCAGCCUCACUGCCAGAUCUCAGAGCUGUCUGAUUUGGCAGACCGGCCUCUGGUCGGCGCUCUGACCAGCAGGCUUCAGGCGCUGCACACCCAGCUGCAGGCCUUCGUUGAGCAGGUCGACAGUCUGGGUAAACCUCCGGCCGGGGGGAGAGAUGCUCAGGUGGAGGGGGCAUCGCCUCCGGCAUCGCCCUGCACCUCCAUCCCCUGCUCCAGAGCAGACCAGGACCAGGAGAAGACGCUGCGGGAAAAGCAGCCUGAUUGUAGGGACCAGUCAGAUCCAGACGAGAAAGAUGAAACCCACCAGAGGAGCCAAUCUGUCAGGAGCGAGGCGCAAAAUCGGGAAACCGGCCAGAUGGAACAGGAGGAGACUGAGAUGGAUCCUCCCACGUCUGUCCAGCUCAGUGGCCUACAGGCGCAGCCGUCCGCAGAAAAGGAGUCCGCUCCAGGAACUCAGGAGGAGCUGGAGAAAGAGAGGCAGAACCACAAAGAAAUCGGCCUCAGAUUUUCACAGCUCCAGGAGGAGCACCAGAAGGCCCUGCUCCGACGGGACUUCCAGCUUCAGAGCCUGGGCCUCCAAGCCCGGCUCCAGCAGAAGCUGUGGAGUCAGGAGAGGACUCUGCUGGUUCAGGAGUCCCAGCACCUGAAACAGGCUCUGCUGCUGCUUAGUCUGAAGCUGCGCUGCUUCCUCAAACAGUGGAGGCUGGGCUGCAAGAAGGACGCGGAGGGGAAAGACGUUUUGGAGAUGAACAGCCUGAAGGACCUGUACCUGCUGCUGGAGGAGGAGAGCCUGCCAAGCCCCACCAACCAGGCGGAUAAGAGAGCGUCUGCAGACGAGCAGCCACUCAGCCCCACCAUAAAGUCGAGCGCUGUGAGCAGCACUCUGGCGGACCUAAAGGUCGCUCUGCAGGACCUGAGCGCCGAGUUGAGACAAGAGAGACAAGGCUCCCAGGAACUCACUCAGCAGUUCGCAAAGGCCAAAGCAUCAUGGGAGGUGGAGAGGACCGAACUGAAGGGCCUCAUCACGCAGUUUGAGACCAAACUUGGCAAAGCAACAGCCGCGCUGUCCCCCACCGAAGCCCUGGACCCCCUCGACCUGAAGGUGGCUCUCAAAAAGGAACGUGAGGAACACCAGCACCUCCUCGCCGAGUCAUACGCAGCCGUGAUGGACUUAACCAAACAGCUUCAGAUCGGGGAGAGGAACUGGAGCAGGGAGAAGCUGGAGCUGCUGGAGAGGUUCAGCCAGGAGAGAGCGCAGUGGGAGCAGAGACUCAGAGACCAGAGCACACAACAGGAGAAGCCGAAGCCUCUGUGUGAUGAACCCACCAUGGAGACGGCUGCUGUUAAUGGAUCAACAUCGCCGAGGAUAAAACCUACACCGGAGGACUCGGAGGUUAACAAGUCUGCCGGUGAGAAGGACAAAGCUCAGUUUGGCUCAUUGCCGCUUUUUGCUGCAGCCGGGUUCGGUGAUAUGACCGUGAAGAACUGGACCAACCUGACCAAUGAGACCCCAGAGAUCGCUAAUACUUGUAAAACCUGGGACGGUCCAAGCGGCUCCUCCAGCAGCUUCGCAGCCUCUCCUGCGGAUCUGGACUAUGUGCAGAGGAGCUGCACCGCUCCAGACCGGACCGGCAUCCGAAUCUACUACAGCCCCCCUGCCGUGAGGCGCAUCGAGCACCGGCGAAGAUACCAGGAGCCAAUAGAUUCUGAUCACCCCGGCAUCGGGAGCGGCUCACUGAAACCGAGCGGAACGGAUGGCGACGGAGUGUCGCUGAACGCCCUCGAUGCUCAGCAGCAACAACCAGCCUCAUCUUUGACCUCCUCCUAUGAGCAGUGGCUCAGCUCGCUGUCCAAACAGCACCGGGAGCUGCUGGAGAGCAGAAGCGGCAGCAUUUCCACUUCCAUGCCGAGUGUCUUUAGCAGCAGCGCCAGCAGUGGGCCGGCUAACAGGGCGGUCGACGGGAUGGCGUCCGGUUCUCCCUUCCACGACCUGGAGAUCGGAGACAUUUCCGCCAACCUAAGUGACGACAUGAAGGAAAUGACUAACUGCGUCCGCCAAGCUAUUCGCUCUUCUUCUCUGGAGAGGAAGUCCAGCAAGGAGCCUGGCGGUCAGCCUGUUGGCGUCUGCAGCAAGUCCACCCAGACCGUCGCUCAGAGCAUCAGCGUCGGCCUGCAGACAGAGAGCCUUCCCAGCAGCAGGGCGGCGGGGCUGCCCUCCAAAGCCUGGUCCCCUCGUCUGUCACCAACAACCACCUCCUCGCUGGCGUCCGCCCGAACUCGGCAGAUCUCCACGUCUCUGGACAAAGUGCACAGCCGCAUUGAGAGGCCGUGCUGUUCGCCCAAGUAUGGCUCCCCUAAACUGCAACGAAGAGGGUCUUCCGGUUCCACCUCCAGACUGGACGGGGCGUCCUCCAGCAGGGACCGCAGCGUGUGGAGCCUACCUCAGAGGCCCCUCGGUGGGAGUGGCGGCUCUGCUUGGGCUCGCUCCACCACCACGAGGGACAGCCCCGUCCUGAACGGCCUCACCGAUGGCCUCUCCAGCCUCUUUAGCGUGGUGGAGCACUCCGGAAGCACAGAGUCGCUUUGGAGGAGUGAAAUAGGACCAAGCCAGACCGCCAGCCCGGCCCGGCAGCACCCGGCUGCGGGGAAACCCUCCGGUGCCUCGGCCGGCGGCUCAGACUCCAGCUCUCAGCGGUACGGAGGGCUGGUGCAGGAGUUCAUCAGGAACGUCUGCGGCAGCCGCGGCCCCGGUGGAGUCCCCCUGGCUGCGGAGAGAGUGCAAAGAGACUCCCUCGGGGUCCUCGGAGGCGUGGGCGCCUUGGGUGGUUUGAGCGGCGUAGAUGAACCCACAGUCGGCGGGGCUGCUGCGUUCGCUGGAUUGAGUGGAGCCAACGACAGCGUGACCAGGAUUGUUAAUAAGAGGUUCAUGAAGCAGACCGCCGGGGAGGAGAUGAUCAGCAUCAUGGGAGGAGGGAAGGAAGCAGCGAGCAACAGCGUGGCUGCAGGACCAGGAAUGGAGGACGCACCCUGUGAUUGUGCCGCCCAGUCCUCCUGCUUCGUCCGAUCAUCCAGAGCAGCUGCUCGCCACUGCAAGCACCGCCUGCAGGAGGCCCCGGCUGGGACAGAGGAGAAGGGAGAUGCCUGCAACGAGUGAUGAGGCUCCCACUACACACCACCCCCCGCACACAAAUAAGACGCACACAGAGGAAAUUCACUUCUUCACAAACACCACUGCCAUGGAAAUGCUUUCCCCACACCUCCCGGAGCACCGAAUGCACACCAAACACCCAGAACCUGCCACACAGGCCCACUGCCAAGCAUAACACAGAGAGACAGCACAGACUGCCCCCACGAAGCUACUGCCACCGUAACGCAAACAGAACCCCCGGCAAUACCACUCCCUGUUUCUAGACGUGCAACCGAUGCCAAGGACACACCCAGCAUCCCACCAGCAGGACUGAAACCAGAGAUAUCCUCUUACACUUCUAACAAUCAACAGGUUAAACGAUGAUGUCAGGACUGAAUCUGCAGAACACAGCCUCCGACUAACAGAAUCAUGGGUACUACAAUCAGUCUGCUCUUUUUAAGCUCGUACGCCGCUACAUGACACAAUGUUCCCGCCCGUGCUGUUAAUUAACCAGUGAUUUUAAGGCUUGUGUGUAACUUUGGGAGGUAUAAAACAGAAACCAUAGGCAGAGCUAAAAAAAAAAGUUAAUUUUUUUUUUAUGUUUGGUUGGCUGGUCUGAAUCAGCCAGUCUGCAGUUCUAGAUAUAAUGAAAGGCUCCAAUGAUUUCACAGUGAUGGACUUGUUCCUGAAAUGCCAUGCUGUUUUGGAUUACUUUGCACAGUUAACUUCACAGAUCCAAAAAAAUAAAAAUAAAAUUCACAUCUUAAGGACACAUAGAGCGGUAUAAACCGUAUCUUAUUAGUAAGGAAGGGAAAAAACUAUUAGGCUGUGUGUCCCAGAAUGACCAGAUAUGAACUCAAAUGAAGAAUGUAGGGAACCUAAUGGCUCGGAAAAUGAAACCAUAAAAAGGACCUCAAAGACAAUGUUUUACUGAUGUACCUAGUGAGCGUAUAUCGCAAGGCUUAUUUUUCUAGAGCAGGGGAGCCUCUGUCUUGCUGAACAUUGGAUACAGACAAAAUGGGUGAUAUUAAAGCCAUGACUGACCUUCGUUGAUAGAAAUUACUCUUCAUUUUUCUUAGCAGACAGGCAGAGAUUGAAUUGUAUUGAUGUCAUCCUUAAACAUUUGAGCAACAAUAUGAAGACCACCUGUGCAUACCUGCUGUGUGCUGUCUUGAAAUGGCCUCUGUUGUUACACACACUGGGCACCAUUCCCCCUUGUUGUUCGUUUCAACUGGGAUCCCUUCUGUUAGGAUAGAAAAUUGAAUUUCUAUUGUUCAUGUGUUAUGUUGUUGUUGUUGUUGUUUCAGACCGCCCAAGCCACUUUAGUUGGGAGUACACGCGAGAAAUGAAAUCCAUUCCAGUUAUACCAACAAGCUGAAAAACAUCUUUUGGGAUCAGAAUUACACAGUUGCUAAAAUACCUUGAUCAAAACGCAGUGCUUCGCAAAGGUAUACCUACGCCCUUAACUUUUUUUUUUCUUUAACUUUUUAUUCCACCACAUUGAUAUGCUUUGAUCUAAACCACUCCAUUGUAGCGCUGGCUGCAUCUUCAUGAUUGUUGUCUUGUUGGAAGGUGAACCUCUACCCUAAACUCAAGGCUUUUGCAGCCUUGAACAGGUUUUCUGUCCACAUUUCCAUGUAUUAACUUUGUUACUUUUUAAAAAAAAGCUUUCUAUCAUAGCAGCCUCCACAAUGUUGGGGAUGGAUAUUGUCUUAUAAUCUAACCCUACUUGAAACUUCUCCACACCCUUUUCCCCGACCUGUCUGCUGUGUUCCUUGGUCUUCACGGUGCUGUUUGUUCACCAAUGUUCUCGGCCAACACAAAGCAGCUGUGAGUUUAGGUCGGUUGUUGAAUCCAAUUUACUAAUUAGAAAACUUCUGACAGCAUUUGGCUGCUGGAUUAUUGAGGGGUAUUAGAGUAAAACGGACUGAACUAAUAUGCAUGCCAUACGUUUUCAAUUAUAAAUUUAUUUAUAAUUGGAAAAUGAAUAAUUUGUAUUCCUAUUCACAAUUAUUGACCACAUUUUGUUGACCUACAUUAAGGUUUGAGGUUAGAACUUGUCAAAAUGCAAAGAAGUUCAAUUGGUGCAAGUACUUUAGCGAGGCACUGUAAUUUUGAUACCUAGACGGUGGUCAAUUAGUGCGUGUGUUCUACCUGUUUUUUUAACUACAUACAAUCAAAAUAAAAUGUAGUCACAGCCAUGCACCAACUACAAGUUUUCUUACUGCCGAGCUAUAUCAAAACUCCUUGAAUUGGAUUUUGGCAUUGUAACAAACAUUGCCACCUUGGAACACCUCCAAGUAUUUUAAAAGUAUAGCUUGAACAUAUAUAUUUUGUUAAAAUGGAAAGAUAUGGCUUUUUAAUAUUUAAAUAUCUGAAGCACUGGAACUUUUUAACUCAUUUGAAAUAAAUCGGAAAAUUGGCUUUCUUUGCAAAUAAAAUACUUGGUUUUGUCACAGUGAAAUAAGUUAUCCCUAAACUGAACCAUAGAGGUAAUUCUUCUGUAACAGCUGUACAUAAUGGAUUGCGUAAAUCAACACAGCUACAAAGGCACAAAGACUCAUCUUGCCGACCUACAAAGACUAUGUAAGAAUACAUUUUCUAGGAAUUUAUUUAUUUAUUUUUUUUUUACACAUAGCUUGUUCAUUACCUUGCCACAUCCUCGUAUUUUUUUGUUGAAUCAACUAAUUAAAGUGCCUGUUGAAUUGUCUCUCCAAUAUUCAGGUCACUCUAAAACUGGACUUUAUAAAAUACAUAAACCAGGCAGCCUAUUUCUGUUUAAUAGGAUCAUUUUUUCUUCAUCAGUGUACUGUAUCACAUUUUAGCGACAAAAGGGUAUCAACUGCAGGUGGAUGUGGCAUACAGUAUGUGUCUGCCGUUGUAAAAUACCAAAUAAUAUUUCUGGAAACUCAAAUAUUUUACUUUUUAAUUAAUGUCUUGCUGACCUAUUAUUCUGUCUCUGUUUUGUUAACACGGUGCUACUUGGUGUACAGUCGUUUGUGGGCUUGUUGUCCUUUAAAUAGGAAUCUACCCAUCUUGUGUCUGCACACAAUUCAAUGACUCAGCAGUUUAAAAAUAGGGCAUUACAGAAACAGAACAUGUACCUAAAUAACAUGCUGAGGAAAACCCACAGUCUCUGUGCUGGUGUCUGUCUCCAUUUUAGCCCUCUUUUUGGGCACAAAACCAAGAGCAUGAAACCAGCUGCUGCCUCACAAGCUACUGACCUGAAUACAACCCGACUAGACUGUCUGAUUUUUGGCCACAAUCAAAUGGUUUUUAACUAGUUUAGGUCAUGUUUCAUGGGUUUUUUUUUUUUUUUAAAGUUUCUUUUUUUCUUUUGAUAUUUAAUUUUCACACAUUUUUAUAAGCAUUACACAAGAAAAUAUUAUCUGAAGUUAUAAGUAAAUCCUAAAUCACAGUCUAUAAAUAUUUAUCAAGAAAACACAAUAAAUCCUACAUAAAUCUUUUGGGUUACUAUUAUCAGUUGAGCUAACCUUUUUGGGAACUCUGUAGUUUGGAGCAAAAUGGAGAUUAGCUUUCCAAAAAUCUAGCACAUUAGCAAAGCUGCCAUUUAUCCAAGUUUUUCAUGGAUAUCCCUGUGAAAAAACGUAUUAAAAUAUUAUAUUCUGCUCAUCUGACCAAUAAAAUCAGUGCCGGUUUGAUUUUAAUCUUUAGCAUUUUUCGAGAACAAAAAUAUUAACUCAAAGGGCUUCCUGGAAUAUCAAAAUGUUAUAAUGCUAAUUUUCCAUAAUAUAUUUUUCAGUAUUGUAGCUGUAUUUCCUGCGGUUGAAGGGUUGUCUGAAAAUGCUAAUUUUUGAUUUUGCUAACAGUUAGCAUAUAGCUAGACUCAGAUAUCAAAACACUUACGGUAAUUUAGCUUUUAGACCUAUGGUCUAUUUUCUGAGGCCAUAAAAAAGAGACACGAGCAAACUUUGCAAAAUUCAAGAACACUUACCUUCACUAAACCAACAAUUUGAGACAUUAUUUCUAUUUUAACCAAUACAAGGCAGUUAGCAUGCUAACAAUAUAACCGCAUCUCACAUAUUGGGAUGUUAAACCAACUAUAAUAAGUUUAUAUAGUUGGUUUAUGAUUCACAAGGUCAUUGACAUGUUUUUUGUCAAAAUCCUCUGCAUGCAGUUUAAGAUGUGGAAAAAAUUAUGGAAAUAACCGAAUGCAACACAAAGAUUAUGCACUAACUACAGUCAACACUUAGCAAAAAAAGGAGUUUAUUGAAGUGUACUAUGAGUAUACUUAUUUCAUACUUAAAACUAGGCAGUGUACUUGAAGUUUACUUUUUAUAAUCUAUAUUUCAUAUACCUAAUAUUAUCAUAGUGAAGUAUGAACAGAAGUCUUAGACUAAGUACAUUAAUACUUACACAUAAUCUUAUACUUAAGUAUACCUAAUAAAAUUAACUUCAAGUAUACUACUUUUUGCUAAGGAAAAAAAAUAAUCUCACAGUUUCAUUCACCAGACUACAAAUAACCAAACUGAUAAGCAUUAUGUUUUAGGUGUACUAUUAUAUUUUUAAACCAUGCUCGAAUAAGAGCCUGUCUUUUUAAAUCUUUCCAUUGUUUUUUUAUAAUUGAAACACAACACUAUUAAAACUAUGCUAAAACAGGGUUUUAUCCUUAAAACAUCAAUUUGAUCAGCUUUAUACACAGCAAACCAAUAAACAGCCCACUGUGGAAGGGAUUUAGAGACUUUUUUUAUUGUUUUAUUCCAAAAAGUGAGUGAUUUUUAGAUAUGAUGCUUAUAUUGUACUAUUUUAAAAUUAUUUUUCUGAUCGCCUGCAUAAAACUUCAGGUAGAUGGUUUACAGGAUUUUGUUCUACCUCUUAGACUGUACAAUAAAUACAAAAAGCUAAAUUUAUAAAAAUCUGCCAGAAAGGUCUGCAGUUGAAACCCAUGCAAUCACUACAUACCUGGAUGUUGUUUUCUAAUGUAAUUUAGUCAUUCUAUCCACAAGAAGGUCACUUUAGUGCCUUGCCUCUACAAAGGUGUCUUGUUUUUACUAAAACCUUUCCAUUUAUCUGCAUAAAUUUGAUUCCAAGAAAGCACAACACCUUAGUUCAAAAUUCCAGAUUAAGUAUAACUGGAAUUCAGUUUAAAUAUUGUAAUAUGUGAUUUUACCUUCAUUUAUAUCUUAUACAGUGAAUAUGGGAAUUCCAAGACGUUAGCUAAACUGCACCCUUCGAUAAUAACCUUUUGUGUUACCAGACUUCUAAAAAGGUGAUGAUCAAAAUUGUUAGGACAUUUUGGAAGAAUGUCUUUACACUGAUUUUUUUUAAUAAGGUCUAAAUUUUAGACAGUGUCAAGAUAGGAAUAAUCAAAGAUGCUGAGAAAAGUUGAAUGAUGUUUCAUUGUUCUCCUAAAAAAGUACGCACAGCUUAUUUUUUGAUGCGUCAUACAUGUGUAUUUCAACACAAGAUGUGGCUUGGUAGAGGUGUAAAUUCAUCACUCCCUAAUCUCUAAAUGGCCUUUUAUCCAUUCACUAUAACAUGUUACAGGUCACACAACAUCACCAGCCAAUAUCUUUCUUAAAGGCUGUGGGGCAUCAACCAUUACCCUUAUACCCACUUUUUACAUAAAACCCAAUAAGGCCACAUUGAUAUUUCCAUCUCUUUGUAAAGUUUCCAUACCAUUAAUUAGAUUAUUACAUGCUGGGAUUAUGUAAAUGAAUUCUUAGCUGUUCAUGAUGGUAGCUAAUCUAUUUACUAGAGACGGCCUGUACAUUUGCUUUAUUAACAUAUUGUUCCCUCUUUUUCAACAAUGCGUGAUUAUUAAAAGGAGAAUGCAAUGAAAUGUAAUUUAUCUGGUAGAGAAAUGCCCCAAAUCCCAUUUUGUAAAAAAAAUAAUAAAAAAAAAAUCACAAAGAAAGAAAAAGUUCUGUACUCUGCCCUUUUGUUUCCUUGAGAAAAGCUGAAUGUCAACAGCUGAUCUGACCCAGGUCGCUGUGGAAAUAUGUAGCUCUCUCCCUUUUUAGAUGACACUUGUGCAUUUUCUCUGUAUAUAGUUGCAUUUUGAAAAUGACUGAAAAAGAAAACUGAAAAAAAAAAAAAAAACAAUAGCAAACAUCGUAAUAUGUAAGAAUAAGAUGUCCAAUAUGAAUUUUUGAAAGCAGCCGGAUAUAUUUGUUUUUUCCAGCCAUGGUAGCUUGUAAAAUAAGAUGAAACUGCCUCCUGUUUGUCAUAGCGAUCACAAAUAAAUGUCAUGGAUUUUGA